AAUAUGGAAUAUUUCUCCAUGCUAAGAAUAUGGAAUCUUUCUCCAUGUUUCGUGGGUGGUGUUGAAAUGUUGACAAUUGAAUACGCCGAAAUAUAAUGGAGCCAACUUAAGCAAAUAGCGAGAAUAGGGGGUAUGGAACCGGCGAUAUAAAAUAAUAACUACUCUUGUGAAGCAGAAUUUGGCUUGACUGAAUGAAGUCGGGAGCGAAACGUCAAACGUCAAGCGUUCAGACGUGGAUGAAGAGUGGAGUUCUAGUGUUUAUGUUUGCCGGCUAGCUGUAGGAGUAUAUUUUGUAGGUAGACUUCCGUGGGAAUAGGAGAAACAUUUUGUCGGGGCACGAUGAAGUGCGUUUUGUGGUUAUUAAUUGUAUUAUGUACUUGUUUGCUAUCAUUUGAGUGUGCUGCUAGCACAGCUGGUUUAGAAACUGUUGACGAUGAAGAACUUAUGAAUUUAUUCCGAAACGAAAAAUAUGUUGUGGUUUUAUUUACCAAAAAAGACUGUGAAGAAUGUGAUAAAUAUGAAAAUGAAUUAAUUCACCUACGUGAAGAUUUAGUUGAUACAUUAAAUGCUUGGGUGGUUAAAGCCCAUAACAGUCAGUUGGUUCGAUUAUACAAUCCAUCAAAAGAGCCAGCCUUGGUGUUUUUCAGGCAUGGGGUACCUCUAUUAUAUGAUGGUCCCUUGGAUGACGAACUAAUUCUUCAUACAUUUACUUCAAACAAGGAACCAAAUGUUAAAGAAUUAUCUGAUGAAAAUUUUGAACACUUGACUCAAGCAUCUAGUGGAGCUACAACAGGAGAUUGGUUUAUCAUGUUUUACAGCACUGAAUGUGUUGACUGUCAGAGGUUGCAGGCACGCUGGGAAGCUGUAGGUGCGAAAUUGAAAUCUAGAAUGAAUGUAGCUCGUGUUAACAAACAGACCAUUGGGGCUGUAACAGGGCGGCGAUUUAAUGUUAGAGACGUACCAUCAUUUAUAUUGAGUGUCACCUCAAGUUUCCGCCAAGGCAAGAUGUACAGAUACAACAUUCCUAAAUACGAUGUAGCUUCAUUUGCAGCAUUUGCAUCUGAUUGGUAUAAAAAUGCUCGCAUGGAAAUUGUUCCUGUUCCAAAGUCACCUUUUGAUGACUUCACACAAAUGAUAGCAGAUGCAUUGAGAGAUAACCCUGUAAUUUGGAAGGUUGGAUCAGUUUUAUUUGGCAUUUUAACCAUUUACACAAUCAUUAAGCAACUUCAAUCCAAGAAAAAGACUGCUACAAAAAAAGUAAAGAAAAGCAAGUAAAACGUGGAAGAAACUUAACUAUGGUUGGAUCUCUAGUGAACUUAAUAUUGUACUCCAAUGGACUUUACAAUAUAUUUUUAUACUAUUCUCUUAAUCUGACUACCUCUGUGUCAAUGAUAUUUGUUGUAAAUUCCAUUCUGCAUUUAUGUUCUUUCCUGAAAUACUGCUUUUCUGUAACUUCAUUUUUUAUCUCUGAUCUAUAACUGAUAACUAUGUAAUUCAAUUAAUUUUUCCACAUUUUUGUACUACAAAUGUUUUUAUUUUUCAUUGUAAAUUCUAAUUCUUGAACAGCAAUUUUUAUGUGUUGUAUAAUUUGUUUGAAUUAUUUUUUAUAGUGUUGGUGAAAACAAAAGAGUGACACAAGAUAUAUUAAAGAAAUUGUUUUUUGAAAUAA
Gryllus bimaculatus (two-spotted cricket) is the source of this 1669-nucleotide messenger RNA. The record is from the annotation of a GenBank genome assembly. NCBI's taxonomy places the organism in Eukaryota, Metazoa, Arthropoda, Insecta, Orthoptera, Gryllidae.